GCAUAUCUCAAUAUCUAUUCUGAAUCCUUCAAUACACCAUCUUCCUGCAGUGUUCGACAUAUCAUCAAUCUUUCAAAAUGUCUCCCUCAUUGCCCGCCUUCCUUACCAACUCUCCUCUCGACCCUUCAUUCGACAAGGACAUCCGCGAUACUCACCUGGUUUAUGACUACGAUGCCUCGAACCCCAAGACCGGCGAGCGCGAAAAGUGGCGUCACGAAUUGUGGUUCUUCAACGAAAACCGUAUACACUAUGCUAUCCACGGUGGUCCGAUGGCAGGCAGAAUCAAUUACCAGACCUGCAGCUACCAAUGCAUCCGCCCAGGCGAGCUCUGGCAAUGCAACUGGGUUGAAGAGACGGGCACCAUUUGCUCUCUCGUCUACGACAUCAAGCUCAAGAAGAUUUCGGCCCUUGUCGGAUUCUCUCAGGGCCACUGGGAGAACGCGGAGGCCGCUCACGGCGACAAGCGUAACCCUGAGGACUUUGCUAGAUGGAGGAAGCUGGCAGACAUUGGUAACCAGCGAGCUCGCUUCAUGGUUUCCGCGCAAGCUCACCUUGUCGAGAUCUUCAAGGGCAAGGGCGAUCUUAUCCCCAUUGAGGCCGACGCCCAGACGAUUUAGAGGUAGGCGUUAUUCGUUUUCCAUUAGACCAAUACAACGACUGAUCAUGCUAUAGCUUGCGGAGUGUUCUCCGCAUCGUAUCACCAGUGUUUGAUAUUUGCAGCAUUUUACAGCCUCAUAGACAUAGACAUAGACGGGUAAUUAAAAUGGAUUUAUCUUAGAGCUUUGGCGGAGUGUAUUAUGUACUUUCCAAUGCAGCCACCGCUUCUUCCCACGUGUCAGCGAUGUUGUGCUUGUAGAUCCAGACCAUUGCUGCAACCCCAUCUUUGAUGAUUUUGAUUUUGCCUUGUCAUCGUAAGUAGGAUCGCUCAUGCGUUUCAAUGUGUCUGCCCGCUUCGAGCCCUCGCUGGCGAGAUGGGCAUACAUCCGUGAGUAAUAAGGUAGCCUUAUUGCGUCGAACAAGGGUAGAGCCCUGGUCAGGUCACUGUUGAAUUAUUGCAGAGCUCGAGCAAGGACCCAUCCGUCCUCCAUCGCGAAACCAGCCCCCGAGCCAAAGGCGCCUGAUAGAGUAUCAGAGGCAUCGCCUACAGGAACUAUCUGAUUAUCCCAUGCUGUCAGCUGUGACAACUCUGGCAAAAGCAGCGAAUUCUCGCCAGUCACCAUUUGUGACUGGCGAGAAUCAAUUGGUUCCUAUCAUCAAGCUCAUCUACGAGCUUGAUUUUCGGAACCCUGGCUCCGAAAAUGACAGUGAGCGAUCCAGGCUUGACUAUUCGUGCGGCUGUGAGACAUCGGCAAAUUUGCGCAUCUGGUAGUUUGUGGCAAUACGAGGGUAGCCUCUCUGUAUGAAGUCUUGACAAACUGCGACAAUAUCCAUAUCUGCGGUCGGGAGAUACAAGCCUGAAGCAGACGAACCGAAUGACUUGAUUUGAACCUGGGGGAACUUUCACUGUAUGGCACGUUGCAUGCGCUGAAUCAGGUUCAAGCGGACCUGCUCCUCGAAGUCUCGCGGUCUGAAAUAGUCGUAGAAGUCGAGGAUUUCCUCUUGAAGACUCGGCCAGCCUGUUGCUUCCUAGUUAAACCAUGGGGUGGGGUCCGAGUUUCCAUCAUUCAUUCAUUCAUUCAUUCAAUUCAUGUAUUUGUCCAUCUUGG
Messenger RNA from Marchantia polymorpha subsp. ruderalis, 1706 nucleotides. The record is from the annotation of a GenBank genome assembly. Lineage: Eukaryota; Viridiplantae; Streptophyta; Marchantiopsida; Marchantiales; Marchantiaceae.